This is a messenger RNA of Eremothecium gossypii ATCC 10895, 2994 nucleotides long. RefSeq names its product exosome catalytic subunit DIS3 (gene DIS3). Gene Ontology annotation, molecular function: endonuclease activity; 3'-5'-RNA exonuclease activity; RNA binding. Gene Ontology annotation, cellular component: cytoplasmic exosome (RNase complex); nuclear exosome (RNase complex). The record is from RefSeq and is marked provisional. Gene Ontology annotation, biological process: rRNA catabolic process. The coding region runs from base 1 to 2994 and encodes 997 amino acids. The transcript has a single exon. NCBI's taxonomy places the organism in Eukaryota, Fungi, Ascomycota, Saccharomycetes, Saccharomycetales, Saccharomycetaceae.
AUGAGAGAUGAGGUGCAGAACUAUAGGCAUUCAACCGUAAAAGCACAGGGACAGAGCAUGACGACAGGUAGAAAGCGCCUAUCUGAGGGACUGAGUGUGACGCAGAAGGUGUUUGUGCGCUCGCGCAACGGCGGCGCGACCAAGGUGGUGCGGGAGCACUAUCUGCGCAACGACAUUCCGUGUCUGUCGCAGGCAUGCACGGCGUGCCCUGCAGUGGUGGCUCCUGACGCGCAGAACGAGCUGCCGCGGUUUGUGCUCUCUACAGAGCCGAGCGGCGGGCGGUACGUGGUGGUAGACACGAACAUUGUGCUGCAGGCGAUCGACCUGCUGGAAAACCAGAAGUGCUUCACGGACGUGGUGGUGCCGCAGGUGGUGUUGGAGGAGGUGCGGAACCAGUCGUACCCGGUUUAUAUGCGGCUUCGGACGCUGUGCCGCGACAGUGACGAGACGAAGCGGUUUGCAGUGUUCCACAACGAGUUUUGCGAAAGCACAUACGUCGCGCGGGCGGCGGAUGAGAGCGUCAACGAUCGUAACGACCGGGCAAUUCGGCGCACCGUUGAGUGGUACAGCGAGCACCUGCGCGAGCGGGGCAUUGUGGCGGUCCUUGUGACCAACGACCGCGAGAAUCUGGCACGUGCGGUGGGCGCGGGCCUGGAGGCGCAGUCACUCACGGAGUAUGUGGAGUCGCUGCCCAAUGCGGACGAGAUUAGGGACGCAGUGCCCAACCUGGAGCCGCCUGCUGUGGGUCGUGACGAUAUGGCCAGGGCGGGCUUUACGUACCCCGAGUACUACGCGACGGGCCGGCUCAUGGGUGGGCUCAAAAACGGCUCUCUGUACCAGGGUGUGGUCCAGAUAUCGGAAUACAACUUUCUGGAGGGCACAGUCUCGAUACCGAACUUCAGCAAGCCUGUUCUAGUCCGCGGACUCAAGAACCUCAACAGGGCGUUCAAUGGGGACCAAGUUGUGCUUGAACUGCUGCCGCAGUCCGAGUGGAAGGCGCCUUCCAUGGUGACCAUGGACUCCGAGCACUUUGAUGUGAACGACAACCCAGACAGCGAUGAGGAGAACCAUGAGGUGACUGUCAUCUCCGACAAGCAGCGGCGUUUGUUGGCGCAAGAUGCUAUCAACGCGCAGAAGACGACAAAGGUGCAACCCACGGCCAGGGUGGUGGCAAUCACAAGGCGUUCAUGGAGACAGUAUGUUGGCCAGAUUGCUACCAAUACGUUAGAUCUACAAGACUCUAGCACGCAAAAUGUUUUUGUCAUUCUCAUGGACAAAUGCCUACCGAAGAUCAGAAUACGCACUCGGCGUGCAAAGGAGUUGUUGAAUAAGCGGAUUGUUGUCGCUAUAGAUAGCUGGCCAGCGACUUACAAAUACCCACUUGGUCACUUUGUGCGUGAGCUUGGGGAAGUCGAGUCUGUCGAGGCCGAGACCGAAGCACUACUGCUAGAACACGACGUUGAAUAUAGACCAUUCUCAAAGAAGGUGCUGGAGUGUCUACCUGCAGAGGGCCAUGAUUGGAGGGCACCUGCUGAUUUGAGUGAUCCGGAAGCCAUCUCCAAAGACCCGCUGCUGCCGAAGCGCAGAGAUUUGCGGGACAAGUUAAUUUGUUCUAUCGAUCCCCCAGGAUGUGUGGAUAUAGAUGAUGCGCUACAUGCUAAACGUCUUCCAAAUGGAAACUGGGAGGUCGGUGUCCACAUUGCCGAUGUUACGCAUUUUGUCAAGCCGGGAACUGCGUUGGAUACCGAAGGUGCUUCUAGAGCAACGUCUGUCUACCUGGUCAACAAACGUAUUGAUAUGCUUCCUAUGCUUUUGGGUACGGACUUGUGCUCUCUAAAGCCCUAUGUUGACAGAUUUGCGUUUUCUGUCCUUUGGGAGCUCGACGCGGAUGCCAAUAUCGUCAACGUAGACUUCACAAAGUCGGUCAUUAGAUCCAGAGAAGCGUUCUCCUAUGAAGCCGCGCAGCUACGUAUUGACGAUGUUAAUCAGAAUGAUGAACUAACUAAUGGGAUGCGUGCAUUGCUAGAACUGUCCAAAAAGUUGAAGCAGAAGAGAUUGGAUGCAGGUGCGUUGAACCUAGCGUCUCCUGAGGUCAAGGUCCAUAUGGACAACGAAACAUCGGAUCCAAAUGAGGUGGAGAUUAAAAAGCUGCUUGCUACGAAUUCGCUGGUUGAAGAGUUCAUGUUACUUGCUAAUAUCUCCGUAGCAAGAAAGAUCAACGAUGCUUUCCCUCAAACUGCUAUGUUAAGAAGACACGCGGCUCCUCCUUCUACAAAUUUCGAAGCGCUAAAUGAAAUGCUACAAGUUAGAAAGAAGAUGGCUAUAUCUCUUGAAUCUUCCAAGGCACUAGCGGACUCCUUGGAUCGUUGCAUAGAUCCAGAAGACCCGUACUUCAACACCUUGGUCCGCAUUAUGUCCACUAGGUGCAUGAUGGCUGCGCAGUAUUUCUAUUCUGGUGCAUUCUCUUACUCUGAUUUCCAUCAUUAUGGUCUUGCGGUGGACAUUUAUACGCAUUUUACAUCGCCAAUCAGACGGUACUGUGAUGUUGUUGUUCAUAGACAGUUAGCAGGGGCGAUUGGAUAUGAACCAUUGGACUUGACGCACAGGGAUAAACAAAAGAUGGAAAUGAUUUGCAAGAAUAUCAAUAGAAGGCAUAGAAAUGCACAGUUUGCUGGUCGUGCAAGCAUUGAAUACUACGUUGGGCAGGUAAUGAGGAACAACCAUUCUGUCGAGACUGGUUAUGUUAUCAAAGUAUUCAACAACGGUGUCGCAGUGUUGGUCCCCAAGUUUGGAGUCGAAGGAAUGAUUUUGCUGGAAAACCUGACGGAUGACUUUUCCAGUGCCGAGUUCGUGGAGGAAGAAUACACACUCAACUUCAAAGACAAGACAGGCAAGACCAGAACCGUUCAUGUGUUUGAUAAGGUGGAGGUAGAAGUCAAGUCGGUCCUUGACCCUGUAACUAGUAAACGUAAGGCGCAGUUGCUGCUAAAGUGA